Branchiostoma floridae (Florida lancelet) is the source of this 1791-nucleotide messenger RNA. RefSeq names its product low choriolytic enzyme-like. Gene Ontology annotation, molecular function: zinc ion binding; metalloendopeptidase activity. The coding region runs from base 723 to 1775 and encodes 350 amino acids. The transcript is spliced from 10 exons. The record is from RefSeq and is a predicted model, not a curated record. Lineage: Eukaryota; Metazoa; Chordata; Leptocardii; Amphioxiformes; Branchiostomatidae. Gene Ontology annotation, biological process: proteolysis.
AGCUUGUGAUGUAAGGAAUAAGUGGUGUCAUUUGCCUAAUCAGAAUAUUUCAUUGAGGUAUGAGGUCAUCCAACUCUUGUUGCUAUUAGUAGCCUCCUGUGCAGCCUUCUACGUGUGCUGACAUUUAGUUUUGGUGGGAAGCGCGCUUAUUCGCUUCCCACCUGUCAACUGUCAACAUGCAUUUCAUAAGUUCAUCAAUAUAUUUUGUAGUAUAUUUUUUUGCAAGAUAUAAAUCCGUCACAUGUGUUAGGGGCGAUAUCUGUCCUUGGAUAUGUCUGCGAAACUAGCAGGUGUGAAGUGGUGGUGUAGGAAACCACGCGAUUGUGGUAGGACUUAAAUAGACAGCUUAUCAGUGAUGUCGGAAGACUCUUGGGCAUUAGAGAACUAUUUAGUCAAGCUUUGGUUUGUGUCAAAAAUCAAUUUAUUAGUUUGGUAUUUUCAUGGUCUGAAACAUCACGAAUACGUAGCAAUGAUAACUAUAUCAUAGACAAUCCCUCGUUUCCUUGAAGUUUUUAACAUUGGCCUUUCGUUCUUAAGAACGUAUUAUGUUCUGUUUUUUAUGUAAAUGAACAAUAAAUUUAUUUUGGACAUGACAAGAAACAAGAUGCGCACAAGACUGCACCAUAUAGACACAGCAUGCCAGAGUAAGUGUGAGAAGGGGACGUCACAGAAACCAGCAUCAUUUCUGCCUGACGACACUCACACGUACCGGGCACUGCGCCAUGCAUAUCCCCCUGCUUAUCGCUGUGGUUUUCUGCGUCUACAAUGGCGUUGUAACGAGCCUGCCCUCCCCGGCUAUGAGAAGUCCACCUCCGGGGGCGGGGCCUGAGAUGGGCAUGGAGGUCAUCUUACGUCACAACCAAGGUCUACACCUGUUUCAAGGUGACAUUGCUGGCGUGGACCCGAACUCUCGUAAUGCGAUUUUGAAUUCUGACAUCUGGCCGGGAGGGGUCAUCCCUUACGUCAUCAGUAGCGAGUACAAUAUUGACUGUGCGGAUGAACACGAGAACUGUGCCUACUGGGCCGGUAUCGGAGAAUGUGUGAACACGCCCAUCUACAUGAACACUAAGUGUCGUCUGAGCUGUGCGGUGUGUCAGGCAGACCCUGUGUAUGAGACCUGUAACGACACCAACAUAGACUGUGCGUACUGGGCGGGGCAGGGGGAGUGCACCAACCCACAGUACCAGGAGUACAUGACCAACUCCUGCCCGUGGAGCUGUGGGAUCUGUCAGGUCCCCAUUGCGCGUGGUUCAGAAGCCGGACUGAUCAUGGACGGGAUUAAGGAGUUCAACACCCGGACUUGUGUUCACUUCGUCCCGAGGACACCGAGCGACCAGGACUACGUUCUCAUCAGGAAACUAGACGGUUGUCACUCCCAGGUUGGGCGCAUGGGCGGCCUGCAGGAUUUGUCCCUGCACACCGACUGUCUGAGGAGCGGAACGAUCGUCCAUGAACUGAUGCACGCUGUGGGGUUCUGGCACGAGCACUCCCGUCCGGACAGGGACGAGUGGGUCACCAUCCACCUCCACAACGCGGACCGAGAUCAGUGGCACGCCUUUGACAAGCACCAUGAGUCCCGUACGCUGGGCCUGCCGUAUGACUACAGUUCCGUCAUGCACUACGACAGCCACGCCUUCAGUGUGAACGGCCGAGAGACCAUUUCUGCCAAGCGUGCGCUGAACGGCGCGGUGCUGGGCUGGUGGACUGACGCGGGGCUGAACGAUCUGGACGUGCAGAAGGUCAACACGCUGUACGGCUGCGCAACGCGUCAAUAAAGAUGCGACAUCAAGC